UGUUGACUGCCUCGUGUGUCAGCGUGGAAGUGAAACCGUAAGAGGCCUGGGGUCAGCGGCAGUGAGGGGUAAACACUUUGCAGUGCGAAUGAUGGCAACGAUGUUGACUGGAGUGUGUUUGCCACCGAGGCCACCUUGGACAUUGACUCUUUUAACUCCUCCGUUCUUGACGACAUCAGUGCCAACAUUGAUAGUGUCACCUCCGUCAGACACAUCCAAGACAUUCCCCAAUCAGAAGCCUUCGACACCGCCUUCAGAGCAGGUGAUCUGCAAGCCGACAGCUCAUCCAGAGCCAACCUGAAGAGGGGCCUCACGAGGGCCAAGCACAGCCACAAGCUAAGGCUUGAGGAGCACUUCGACAACAUCUCCGACCCCCGACGCAUGUGGCAAGGCAUCAAGGCCGUUACGGACGACAAACCCUCCAACACCACGCAACCAACCAGCGACGCCUCCCUUCCUGAUGAGCAGAACAACUUCUAAGCUCGCUUUGACGGGGAUAACCAGGAGGCGGCCAUCAUAACUGUGACCCCUGCAGACCACGAGCCUCUCACCCUCUCCCCCACAGGUGUGUGGACUGCGCUGAGCAGGAUCAACGCAGGCUCAGAAAAUGGCGACAAAUUGGCUGGGACUGCUGUCCAUAGUCGUGUUUUACAUAAUUAUACUGGCUAUCGGUAUCUGGGCAUCCAGGAAGUCCAAGCUUGAGGAGAAGAAGUGCACUGGGAACCGCAGUGAAGUUGCAAUGGUUGGGGGGCGGAACCUAAACAUCUGGGUCAGCAUCUGCACUACGACAGCCACUUGGGUGGGAGGAGGCUAUAUUUUGGGUACUGCUGAAAUGGUCUAUAAUCCAAAAAGGGGGUUGAUAUGGGCAACUGGACCCCUUGCCUACAUUAUAAACUUCAUUGUAGGUGCUCUCUUCUUCGUCGAACCUGUUCGGUCGAAGAACUACGUCACCCUCAUGGACCCAUUUCAGGAGAAAUAUGGCAACGCUGUAGCUGCUGUUAUUUUCAUUCCCAGUCUUAUGAGCGAUAUCUUGUGGAUGGCAUGUAUUCUUGGUGGACUGGGAGGGACGAUAAGCGUGGUCAUGGACAUCUCCUCCACGCUGGCUGUGUGUACCUCUGCUGCCGUGGCAAUCCUAUACACGCUGAUGGGAGGACUGUAUUCUGUGGCAUACACUGACGUCAUCCAGCUUGGCUUCAUUUUCGUUGGCUUGUGGCUCUGCAUGCCUUUCGUGCUGGUAAACCCAUCCUCUGCCAACAUCACUAUUGCUGCAGUGACCAAACUGUACCAGGAGCCAUGGAUCGGCAGCCUAGAGCUGGAAGAAGCAGGUCGCUGGGUAGAUGAAGUAUUGCUGAUGGCCAUUGGAGGGAUCUCUUACACAUCUUUCUACCAGAGAAUCCUGUCCACAUCCACUGAUGCACAAGCCAAAAUCACCUGCUAUGCUGGAGCAGUGCUGUGCCCGAUCCUUGCCAUCCCGUCACUCGUCAUCGGGGCAGUAGCUGCAUCUACCAAUUGGAACGAGACCAGCUUCGGUUCCCCGAGCCCGUACGAACAGGGCAAAGCGGGGAUGAUCUUGCCAAUUGCCCUUCAUCAUCUUUGCCCCUUUUACAUCUCGCUGUUUGGUAUGGGGGCACUUGCUGCUUCUGUGAUGUCAUCGGUCGACUCCGGACUUCUGUGUUCCGCCUCCCUGCUGGGCCGAAAUAUCUUCAAGAACAUCAUCUACAAAAAGGCAUCAGAAAAAAUGAUUCUUGUUGCGGUGAAAGGGUCGGUCCUCCUGUGUGGCAUCAUGGGAGCAGGUCUGGCCAUGACCGCGGACUCGCUUCAUCAUUUCUGGAUCUUAAGCGGAGAUGUCUGCUAUUCGAUGCUGACUCCCCAGGUGAUAUGCAUCUUCUACUUAACCCGGAGGGUGAACCGCUACGGCGCCUGUGCCGGCGUGUUGUUGGCACUGCUGCUCCGAACUCUGGUGGGAGAACCAAUUCUCGGCCUUCCUGACAUCCUGCCGCUGCCGUGGGACAAGACGGUGGACGGUCAGCGAUACCGCUUGUUCCCUUUUCGCACUGGAAUCAUGCUCGUCACCACGGCGACUAUUUUAGGAGUAUCGUGCUUUGCUCAAUGGUUGUCUGAGAAGGGCCUGCUGAGAAAAACAAGUGACGCUGAAACAGACACACACAUGACUUACACAAAACCAGGUCCAAUGGAUGUGGAGGAGAAGGAGACCUCCCUGAUCCUCUCGACUUGAACACUUUCUGCUCCAACCGGAGAGCGCUGUUUCAAAUCCUUUCACUGGCUGAAGGUACCGAUACGUGAAUAUAAACCAAUUAAUACAAUAA
Messenger RNA from Pseudoliparis swirei, 2327 nucleotides. RefSeq names its product high-affinity choline transporter 1-like. Gene Ontology annotation, molecular function: choline:sodium symporter activity. NCBI's taxonomy places the organism in Eukaryota, Metazoa, Chordata, Actinopteri, Perciformes, Liparidae. The coding region runs from base 608 to 2236 and encodes 542 amino acids. The record is from RefSeq and is a predicted model, not a curated record. The transcript has 9 exons. Gene Ontology annotation, biological process: acetylcholine biosynthetic process; choline transport; transmembrane transport. Gene Ontology annotation, cellular component: plasma membrane.